GACUUCAACUCUUGAAACUUCAGGUUUUCAGAUUCACCUGUUGAAUUAUUGUCGAAAAAUACUUGGGUUUGAGAUUAUUAACCUACCUAUUUGAAAACUUAGUAAUUCAUACUUUCAGUGAAUAGUCAGUGUCACAACAGCAAAACUACAAUAGUAACCACCAUGGAGAUUGAAAUUUGUUGGUGUACAAUCACUUUUGCGGUAUUGAUUUUUAUUAUUGGCUUUUAUUACAUUGGCUAUUUGAUAAAAGUCUCUAUGGGACCGAAGAGGUCCUUCAAAGACUUAAAAAACAAGCAUGUUGUCAUCACCGGUGGAUCGAGUGGAAUCGGCAAAGCCAGUGCUUUGGAAGCAGCGAAACUAGGAGCGAACGUGACCAUCAUUGGCCGGGACGUCCAGCGCCUCAAGAAUGCUGUCAAUGAGAUAAUUCAGAAGGUAGCACCCGCAAACAAUCAAAACAUUCAAUAUGUUGCUCUAGACAUUACAUCUGGAUAUGAUUCAGUUGAGAAGUGCUUCUCAAACAUUGAAGCUACUCUAGGUCCAAUAUUCAUGUUGAUAAAUUGCGCUGGAAUGUGCAUAUGUGGUGUGUUUGAAGACAUGAAGGCAGAUGAUGUGAAGCACAUGAUGGACUUGAAUUUCUUUGGUACGGCCGACCCCACCAAGUAUGUGUUAUCUGCAAUGAAAAAGAGGAAUGAAGGCCGCAUUGUGUUUGUGACUACUGAAGCUGCAUUAAUGGGCAUCUAUGGAUACAGUGCUUAUGGCGCCUCAAAAUGGGCUGUCCGUGGUCUGGCCGAGGCCAUAAACAUGGAGGCUAUUGGCACCAAUGUGCAGGUGACGUUGGCAUUCCCGCCUGACACUGAGACUCCUGGCUUCGAGAAGGAGGAGCUUACCAAGCCGACUGUCACCAAACUUAUAUCUGGAUCGGGGGGCUUGUGGAAGCCUGAUGAUGUUGGCAAAAAGAUAGUCCAUGAUGCUAUGGCUGGCAAGCUGUACUCAACUUUUGGCAGCACCGGAAAGAUGUUAGAAAUUCUGAAUUGCAAUGGCAUUUCUUCAAUUUGGCAAGUUUUGACCCAGUGUGUGUUCAUGGGAGGGCUACGAUUUAUCAUGGUAUUUGUCUUGACCAAUUUCUAUGCCAUUGUUAACAAUGACCUCGCUGAAAAACUAAUAUCACCAAAUGUGAAGGUUGAAGAAAAUACUUGCACUGAAGAGAAGAACAAAGAUAAAUAAACAUUUCAAAGGAUAUAAGAUCUCUAAGGUAAAUAUGGAGUAAUACGGACACAGUGUAAGAUUUUUGGAUAAUAUUGUAGAAGUACUUACCCAACUACUGGGCUAGAUUUAUGUAGACUAGGUGCUUAACCAGACUCAUAGUCAAUUUCCUUGAUGUUAUUUACUCACUAAAGAAAUAUAUAACCAAGUUAAUCUCUAUGUGUGAUAGUACCCAAGAAUUGGGAAUAUAAAACCAAAAAAGUUAUUGAUGUUGUGAACAUUAUGAAUUUCAUAUUUUACUUUUCAGCAAUUUUAUACAUAUAACUUAACUUUUCCACUAAAUGGAUACUCUACAUUCCGAUGUAUAUCAUUUUACAUUUUCACAAUAAUCCUAGCUUUGUUGUUGUUCCUACCUAUUACCUAAGAACAUAGUUUAUUUUUUAUGUUUAUGUCAACUCAACUUUUAGUUAAUUUUGAUAAGGGUAAGUUAAUUCUAGUUAACCCCAUACUGCAUGGAUUACUUUCCAAAAAGCCUUAGUACAUAAAAUAGGAAAAUCUAACUUGUCAUGUAAUUGCGAAUAUUAUAAACUUGCUAGUUUUAUUUUGUUAUUUACGUUUAGUUAUACAGUACAAGUAUUAUUUACAUAUACUUAAUUUACUAUCUUAGUAACUAAAUAAAUGCAUUUAUUAAAAUACUUAACUAAUAGUCACAAAAUGAAGUACACAAUAAAUCAUUUUCUUGCUGUA
Plutella xylostella (diamondback moth) is the source of this 1950-nucleotide messenger RNA. RefSeq names its product 3-ketodihydrosphingosine reductase (gene Kdsr). Lineage: Eukaryota; Metazoa; Arthropoda; Insecta; Lepidoptera; Plutellidae. Gene Ontology annotation, molecular function: 3-dehydrosphinganine reductase activity. Gene Ontology annotation, cellular component: endoplasmic reticulum membrane. Gene Ontology annotation, biological process: sphingolipid biosynthetic process. The record is from RefSeq and is a predicted model, not a curated record.